AUGUCGGGAGUUGCUGGAUCUACUCGAGAUUCCAUUAAGUUUUUAAUGGCAAACCAAAACUAUGUUACUGGUGAAGAAACUUGUAAAUUUACAUAUAAAUGGAAAGUUGAAAACUUCAUCAGUCAAUAUACCAGAGGAACAAUUAAAUCACCAACUUUUUCAUCAAAUUAUUCUGAUGUAGAUGAUGAAUGGGUUUUAAAAAUAAAUCCAAACAAAGCAACUGGUUCAGAUGGUGAUUAUGAAUCUGAUUCUCAAAGUUCUAGUUCUGAAUCUGAUGAUUCUAAAUCGGACAAUAACAAUAAAUAUAUAUCGGUGGAGCUACAACUUCAAUCAUUUAAUGUUAAUGCAAUAUUAAUGACAAAAUGUAGAAUAUCAUUUAAUCAUGGAAAUGAGAAAACUAAAGAAUAUGAUUUUGAUCAGUGUCCAGAUGAAAUUAUAUGGAAUCAUUAUAUUUCAAAGGCGAAGUUGUUUAAAUCAUUUAAUAAAUAUAUACGAAAUGAUGAGCUUCGAGUUUAUUGUACAAUUACAAUUACUAAAAAACUAACAAAUAAUGAUGAUGAUGAUAGUUCAACAUUCAAUACAACACCACAACUGAGUGAAGACUGGAAAAAACUUUUGUUAAAUAAAAAAUCAAGUGAUGUUACUAUUCGAGUGGGUAACAAAUCAUUUCGUGCCAUCAAAGGAAUUCUUGGAGUACGUAGUCCUGUUUUUUCUGCAAUGUUUGAUAAUAAACAAUUCAAGGAAGAUAAAAGAAAUGAAGUUGUCAUUGAUGAUAUUGAAGAAGAUGUUGAACGGCUUAAAAAUAUUUGUGAAGAUAUAAUAUGCGAAAAAAUAAAUCUUGAUGAUGUUGCUGGUAUACUUGUUUGUUCUGAUAGAUUUAAUCUUGAAAAAUUAAAUAAAGAAUGUUUAGAAUUUAUGAAAAGAAAUUUACGUGAUGUUAUGGCAAAUAAAACAUUUCAAGUUUACAAAAAAAAAUAUCCUGAAAUUUUUGUAGGUGUUCUUGAAGAGUUGCUUUUGUCAUAA
This is a messenger RNA of Aphidius gifuensis, 1023 nucleotides long. Its product is annotated as speckle-type POZ protein-like. Lineage: Eukaryota; Metazoa; Arthropoda; Insecta; Hymenoptera; Braconidae. Gene Ontology annotation, biological process: protein ubiquitination. The coding region runs from base 1 to 1023 and encodes 340 amino acids. Gene Ontology annotation, molecular function: protein binding. The record is from RefSeq and is a predicted model, not a curated record. The transcript is spliced from 2 exons.